CGAUCAGCUCCAGAUCAUAUAACUUUUUGUAUAUGGAUUACACUGACAAGUUUAAAUAGCUUAUGUAUUUUUGCUUACACAUAAAUUUAAACUUAUGUGAAUUCCAGUCAUUUUAUUUUAAUGAGAUUGACUAAAGAAAUAUAAAAUAUGAAAAAAUAAAGCAAGCAAGCCAACAUAAAUCCAUAAAUUAAGACAAAGUCAUUCCGUUCACUGGUUCCAUUUGCCACGGCACCUUCUUUUAAUGCAGUGCAGCUCGUUAUUAGGGCCAGCACUAAGUGACUGACCGAUCUGGUAGGUCUCAAGCUCUAGUGUGCUGUAUACUCCCCAGUGUGCUGUGGACCACUUGCUUCCUGUGGACACACACCCUUCUGCUUUCCCUUCUGCAAAGCCUUCUGCUUUGGUGUCCACAAUCACUUGGGUACAUUAGAUAGGCCCUAUAUAUUUUUUCUUCCAUUUUCAUGUUAAAUCGUUUUCUUUUCGCUUCACUUAAUUCACAUCUGAUUCACCUUUUCCAUAAUUUGGCUCCAGAUUUUGGCCUUUCAGGUGCUGUUCCUGUGUUGAAUAAUAUUUUUUUAUUGGCACAGAUACGAGUUAAAAUAAAUUUUCCGUCUACCUCUGAGAAAGUCUGUUUUUGCCUUUCACUCAUCAUUUCAGCUGUGCGAGCUUUGCCUUUUGUGGAGUUUUGUGGGUGUCACUAAAUGCCAGUCAGUUGGGCCGUGCACAUGCCCAGUAAUUUACCGGUGAUUACUGUUCAUCAAUGUAUGUAUGUCAAUGUGCAGAAAAUCAGUGUUUCUGAAACUUUUGUAAAUUCCCCCAUUUUCUCCCCAAUUUGGUCACCUGCCAGUGCCACCCACCAGCCAUCUCUCUCCUAUCAUUUAAUUUUAUGGCAUUUGGCAGAUGGCCUUAACCUGAGAGACUUACAUUUAGUUUUUACAACUAAGCAGUUGAGGGUUAAGGGGCUUGGUCUAGGGCCCAGGAGUGACAGCCUGGGAACUCACAAUCUUCCAAAUGGAAGUCCAAUGUCUUAUCCACUGAGCUACCGAUAACUACCAACCAGGGAGGAUGAAGGCUAACACGUGCUUCCUCCGAGACACACGAAGCCAGUCAACUCUCAUCUUUUCAAACUGUUGCAUGUGCUGCAUCACAGGGCAGUGUAACACAUAUGGAGGAAAGUGCUAACUGCUCUCUUUCACAUGUAUGAGCUCACAGAUGCCCAUGAUUGGCUAGUGUCACUGAUUGGCAGGGGAGAGAGAGUAUGCCAUCCCUCGCACCCAGAGAGCAUGGACUGUUUUGCUCUUGGCUCCUGGCCAGGGAUCAGGAUGUUCUUUUAACCUGAAGAAACCAAUGCACACAGGAAAGACAUGUAAAACUCCACAUAGGCACUAACCAGAACUCAAAGUUGAGUCUGGAGCUGAAAUAUAAAUCGAGAAGUAAGACUUUGGACUCCUUGGUUUUGCUGUAUUGAAAAUCGCAUCAUAUCAAAUCUAAUCAUUACGCUACUACACCAUAUUUAAGCAUGCAUUUCUGCAAACUGUUGCAGUCGUAAUACUUUGUUUAGGCAUAGGGACGACAGCAUGCCUGGGUCUGAAGGAUUUACAGAGGUGCUGCUUCAGCUGUCCUGACCCCAGCAGCUGUGCGAGGGGCUCAGAUCAGGAAGGGGAUCAAUGUCCUCAUUCAGAUCAACAUUUGGCACCCCCCAUGCUCCUGUCCCAGUUGUCCUGUGUGGCAUCCCCUAUGCUACACACACACACACUCACACAAGACAUAUGCUGGCCAGCACACUCGCUCGGCACACGUCAUGCCCCGUGCAGUUCAAGUGUUUGAUCAGCCAUUAUAGACAAGCCCUCUUAGCAGGGCAUAUAACUGUAAGGUUGAGCCUUUGGAAAUGGCUAAUGCCUAUACAGGAAUGUGUUUUAUGAUCUUUGGCCUUUGGGCUGUGAUGCUGAUGUCAUUCAUCCUUCUUUGAUCAUAAAAUAUUCCAUUAGUUUGUUCUGUGAGCAUGUUCAUUAUCCUUUCCCUGUUAGCUCUUCAAUUAUUUUCCAUUUUAAUCCCUCCAGAGGAUUUUCUUUCCAUACGGAAGGUCCUUUUAGCUUGGCUGCAGAUGGUGUUAAUAAUUGAGAAUCCUGUUCUAGUAAAUGUUGGCUAAUGUUCUAAGGGCCUGGAGAUUACAGGAAAAUGGAUGCUUUAAUAAGAGGGGACCUCUUAACUUCUUGGUUAAUCAUGAGCAAAUUCACAAGCCAUGUCUCCUUUCACUGAACUUCUCAUUCUCUCUCAUGAUCACACUUCACACUCACUUUCUUUCUCUUUUUCUUGCUCUCCUUUUCCCCUCUCGCUUUAUCACAAGAGGUUGUGUGUUAGGAGAAAUGUAUACAUCUGCCAUGGGCAAGAGUUGACCCCCACCAGUCUGUGAAAUGCACUGCCCCCUUACACACACUUUCCCUCAAGAGAUCUCCAGCAAGACCCUCCAUAUGAGCUCAGUUCCCUUCAUUUCUCACAGUCUUGCUCACACGUGUUUGCGCUGGAGCAGCCACCAUGUGUCCGUCGUGGUUUAGCUUUCAAGGAGCUGUCUUGGAAAUUCUGAGGUCUGAGCCACAUCAAAGACCAGCGUGGAGGCUCAAAAAGCCUCAGUGAAAAGUGGGUUAUUUCUUGUCUGAGAGGGGUCUGUGUCUGCAGUGAGCCUCCUGGACCACAGCCUGGUGCGUCAGGCUUCAAACGAUCUGUGGAUUGCCUUUGGACUUUAAUGGGACCAUGUACUGGGAGCUGUGGCUGAGUCAGGUGAAGGGGAGAGGAAUUCAUUACGUGCUUCUCCGAAACAAAGAAGCCCUGCAUAGGCCGUUUGGAUUGGACUCAUCGGCUCUGACUGAGGCGGUGCGUUGGAGCUCAAAGGAGAAUCUCCUGGGUGCUGCUGAGAGUGACCCCAACCUGUUUGUCGCACUUUACGACUUUGUGGCCAGUGGUGACAACACGCUGAGCAUCACGAAAGGAGAGAAGCUCAGGGUGCUGGGCUACAAUCAGAAUGGCGAGUGGAGUGAGGUUCGCUCUAAGAACGGUCAAGGCUGGGUUCCCAGUAACUACAUCACACCGGUGAACAGUCUGGAGAAGCAUAGCUGGUAUCAUGGACCCGUGUCUCGCAGUGCAGCCGAGUAUCUACUCAGUAGCCUCAUCAACGGCAGCUUCCUGGUAAGGGAGAGUGAGAGCAGCCCGGGCCAGCUCUCUAUUUCACUGCGCUACGAGGGCCGAGUCUACCACUACCGCAUCAACACUGCCUCUGAUGGAAAGGUCUACGUAACCUCUGAGAGCAGGUUCAGCACAUUAGCCGAGCUGGUCCAUCAUCAUUCCACUGUAGCAGACGGUUUGGUGACAACGCUGCACUACCCAGCCCCGAAAUGCAACAAGCCCACUGUCUACGGGGUCUCGCCCAUCCACGACAAGUGGGAGAUGGAGCGCACCGAUAUCACCAUGAAGCACAAGCUAGGAGGAGGCCAAUAUGGCGAGGUCUAUGUGGGUGUGUGGAAGAAAUACAACCUCACUGUUGCUGUCAAAACACUCAAGGAAGACACUAUGGAAGUGGAGGAAUUUCUGAAAGAGGCUGCCGUCAUGAAAGAGGUGAAACACCCCAAUCUAGUGCAGCUGCUUGGUGUGUGCACACUGGAGCCUCCGUUCUACAUAGUGACGGAGUACAUGCCUCAUGGCAAUCUGCUGGACUACCUCCGCGAGUGUGACCGUGAGGAGGUGAAUGCUGUUGUGCUGCUCUACAUGGCUACUCAGAUCUCCUCUGCCAUGGAAUACCUGGAAAAGAAGAACUUUAUUCACAGGGACCUGGCUGCACGAAACUGUCUAGUAGGGGAGAACCAUGUGGUAAAGGUGGCUGAUUUUGGCUUGAGUCGGCUGAUGACAGGAGACACAUACACAGCUCAUGCUGGCGCCAAGUUCCCCAUCAAGUGGACCGCACCGGAGAGCCUGGCCUACAACACCUUUUCCAUCAAAUCAGACGUCUGGGCAUUUGGAGUGCUUCUUUGGGAGAUUGCGACCUAUGGUAUGUCUCCAUACCCUGGUAUUGACCUGUCUCAGGUUUAUGACCUGCUGGAGAAGGGCUACCGCAUGGAACAGCCAGAAGGCUGUCCUCCGAAAGUCUACGAACUCAUGAGAGCAUGUUGGCAGUGGAGCCCACUGGACAGGCCCUCAUUUGCAGAGAUCCAUCAGGCCUUUGAGACAAUGUUCCAUGACUCCAGCAUAUCAGAAGAAGUGGCAGAAGAACUGUGUAAGACUGCCUCUUGUGGUAAGGGUGGGGUAGUGCACUCGUUCAGUCACGAUCAGCCCCUUGUGCCCUCCAAGUCACGGCCGCAGAAGAAGCAUUCAGACAAUAAGGAGAACAUGGAGGGGCUUGAGAGUCGGCAUGAGCCUGGAUCUCACGGUCCUUCAGCCUCUCUUCUGGUAGGUGAUGGUCGUUCCAGCAGCUCUCCUGCUCUGCCCCGGAAGCAGAGAGACAAAUCUUCUGGUGGCCUGCUUGAUGACUCAUUGGAUGCCACCUUUACUCGUGACCGCAAAGCUGGCUUCUUCAGCUCCUUCAUGAAGAAGAAAUCAUCAACAACCGCUUCCACCUCUCAGCCUCAGCACAACCUCCCCAUGACCCCCAGCAGCUCCUUUCGUGAGAUGGAGACACAGCCUCACAAGAAGUAUGAGCCCACAACUGCUUUUGGUGGUCCUCCUCCUCCACUGCCUCAGACUGAUGGCCUUGGCUUCUCUCCGUCUCAUGGAGAAAGUAACCAUGUUCAGUCACGGUGCUGCGGAGCCACUUUUGGGCAGAAGCUCUCUGGGUCAAACUCUUCCACCUCUAACCAAGUUGGCAGCAGCAGUAGCUGGGCAGGACUUGCAGGCUUCUUCACACCACGCCUUAUCAAAAAGACCCUUGGGUUGCGAACUGGGAAGUCUUCUGGGAGUGAUGAAGGGGGUGGGGGAGCCAGGCCCUUUCCUCGUUCAAAUUCAACGUCCUCCAUGUCAGCUGGGCUGCCAGAUUUGGAGCGCAUGGCGCUAACAUUACCCAGGAACCGUAGCAAGCCACCAUUGGAACGCACAGUGUCCACCACUUCACAGCCAGAGAAUGGUGCCCCGCGACCCUCAGAUGCUCUGCCCAGAAAGCUGGAUGAGGGCACAGCGCAGAUCCGGGACAGACCCAAAGCUAAACUACUGCCACGUGCGGUAUCAGUGGGCACAGGAGCGGCUAGGGCACCAGGGGUUGGGGGCGAGGCCGAGUCUGAUGCGCAUACUCAGGGUAGAGUGGGGCAGGAUGACAGAGCAGCCUGGUCUUCUCCGUCUAAAACGUUAGUUGGCCCACACAAUCAUAAAGUCCCAGUCCUGAUCUCUCCGACGUUGAAGUCUGGCACAGCUGAUGCACACCUGGUUGGUGUAGACUCACAGGGCAACCGCUUCAAACUGCUGGCCGACAGUGGCAGUGAUAGGCCACGACUGAUCAAGCCCAAGUGUGCCCCACCUCCUCCACCCACACUGCGCUCUCUCCAACACAGUUAUAGCACAGAUGGUGCUGACGAGGCGACUAACAUGGGCCCAGAGGUCAAUGGAGAUGGGGUUAAAAGGUCGGGGAGAGGGUCAGGAGGAGCUCGACCAUGCAUACCGCCACCACAAGCACCUCCAGCACCUGCUGCUUCUUCUGGUAAUGCAACAACAAGCAAGAUAGCCAAUGGUGGCACUACCUCUGCUUCCUCAAAGCUGACGCUGAGACGGACCCGGCAGCAGGUGGAACGUAUACCACUGGAAAAAGUCAGUAAAGAAGCUCUGCUGGAGUGUGCUGAGUGCCUGAGCCUUGCGCUCCACAGCAGUACAGAGCCAUGCUCCAGCAGCCAAGUCUUGGAUGCUGGUCACCAGUUACUCGACUACUGUUCAGGCUAUGUAGACUGCAUCCCACAAACGCGUAACAAGUUCGCCUUCCGUGAAGCUUUGGGGAAGCUGGAACUCAGCCUCCAGGAACUGCGGGCUUCUUCUACGGGUGGAGGAGGGGGACUAGGUGGAAGUGGGACAAGUCCCGCUUUGGACAACUUGCACUCUUGCAUUAAAGAGAUCAGCGAUGUGGUGCAAAGGUAGUUGGUGGAGUCACAUAAAACACCACUACCCUAAUAGGACUUUUUACAAGUUUUUAAGUAUUGUUUUGUAAAUGAUUUGGGACAGAGGAUAUUCUCUCAAAAGUACCUCAGUAUAAAUCACUACAAAUGGUCUCUCCCCCUCUGUCAUUGUUUACAGUGGACUUUGAAAUCGCCAGUUGGAAACAGAGCUCUAAACUUGUAAAUAAGCUUGUUGUCCAAAAGAAAUCACGUACAGUGUCUUUUGCCCAGGUUUGGCUACUUAUUUUGUGAUCAAAAGAGCCUACAUUUUAAAGUAAUAGAGACUAAUCAAUACCCAUGACCCAGUCGUUUGACAAAUUUAUAUGAUGAUUAUUACACGGUUUACUUCUACUCAUAAUAACUGGAUGUGUGAUUGUGUCUGAAUGCACAACAAACCCAUCACCAUAGAAAUAGAUCAAGCAUGUCCUGGUUGGGCUCUGCACACACUGUUCAAUAUUAGCAGUACUGAGCCUUCGGCACGAAGGAUACGCCAUGCAGUCACUGUCACCUCUGAUUGAUUUCAUACAUCCAUGUAUAGACAUUUCAGCAUUUGAUGAAAGGUCAUGGUUCUGUAGCAGUGUAGGCUAAUGCCAUUCUCUGUAUGUCCAUUUUUUGAGGGCAUAGUGCUAUUUACUUGUGGGAAAGGAGUAUGGUCAACACUGAAUAUAGAGCAUCAUGUCUGUUCAUUAGUGUGUUUUAUGUAAGUGACCUUUCAAGAUUGUUCUUCUGCGUCAGAAUUUAUAGCUAAUGUCAAAUUCAAGAUUCCAGUUAUUUGUCCACAGAAUUUGUCCAUAGAAUGAUUUUGUCAAAACACAGACUUCCAAGCCAACUAAACUCAAUGGCGACAAUCAUAAGAUGCAUGAUAAUAAUGGCAGAUAAUUCCAGCUGAUAUGUAAGUAUUUGAUAAAUAUGUGUAGCUGAUAUUUUUCGAUUUUGGAGCAGGAAACAUGCUAAAAUCUAACAACAGAAAGAGUUCAUGGAUAAAGGAUAGUUUCAUAUCCAGUAAUUAUGCCAGAAUCUAACAAAUUAAAUAUGUCAAUGUUUUACUGGUAUUCCUAUAGAUAUGUGAAUAUUGAUUAUAGGCUAUGACUCAGAAUGUUUUCAGAGGUUACAAGCAGGUUUGGCACCUCGACACAACAGCUGAAUGUGUUGAUUUAGACAUGGAUGGGCUUUUGUUUGUCAGGAUGGGGCACAAGUUUGGACACUGUGGUUUCCCACUGUGACUAUAGACACUCACUGCAGAACAGCAACUUUACUGCAAUAUUGCUAGAUAUAAGUGACACAGCAAACUGCCAUUUCUAUAGCACAUUGAUUUGUACUUUUUUUUUUUUUUUUUUUUUUUACAUUAGAAUGUCUUCUAAACUUGAAUUUUAAAUUAUUUCUUAUUAAAAGCACAGGAAUUUUUGUUAUAGUAAAUAAAUAUUUGUUCAUUAUGUCCUACAAGAAACAUUAAAGACCAUCUUUAUGUAGCUUUGAGUGGUUGCCUGAUCAGAAGGAUAUUAUUCCUUAUAGAAAAUAUUGAAAUGAAACGAAGGUCUCCAUCUGAGCAUCUACAACAUGAAUGUAUUCAUCUUGUGAAACGUUGCAUGAUUUCAUACGGCUUGACCAGACUCCAAAACAUUAAAAUAGGGUGCAAUUUCCUUUUUCUUUCCUUUUAUUUGAAGCCUUGUAAUGUCAUUAAAGUGAUGAUAUACUUUUUACACUGGAUGCCAUUUUAAAGCAUAGAUGUUGAUGGGCUUGCCUUAAAUCAUCUAUGCGAUGUAAUAUGGAAAUGUUAUUGUCUGUACCGUUCAUCUCAAAUUCAUUUUGAUUCCUCUCAACCAGAACAGAAUGUACAUCCUGUGCGUACGUUUAGGGAGCAGUUUUUGGUUUUCAUCAGAUGACGCUUGGUGGUCUUCUCCACCAUAAGCCAUUUCCGCAGUUUCAUGGUGCCUUUUUGUGAGAGAUUUCGUAGUUACGAUACAAAAAUGCAUUGGGAGGAUGCAAAUGGGGAGCAGUUACUCUUUUAAAUGUAAAAUAAUGCUUGACUCAUCAGUAGAUGUGUAAUGAUGUGCAAUGUUUUGUCCUGUAGCAGUGAAAAAGGCAGGGCUUUUAAGACCAUUUUAAUUUUGCUGAUGAGAUCAUUCAUUGGUUAUAUCUUGCUGGGGUUUCUUCACUCUGACUAAAUCCUCACACAUUUUUAUUCCUUACUCUGGAUAAAAAUUUAAAGAUAGCUACACUAUAAAGAGAUGUUCAGAUUUAUUCAAACAGCAGGAAAUCUACUUAUUUGACAGUUGCAUAGCUUUGGGGAGGAGGUUUUAGAAGAAAGGUUUAAAAGGUUAACCCGAAUUCAAGUGAUUUUCAGGGAAUAUUUUUGUGAUAGGAGAAUUUGAAAUGGCAAAGUGCUUAUGGUUCAUUGUCACUGUUGAAUUGCAGAUUGAUUUAAUUUGCCCAGUUAAUAACAUACAGUAGUGCAUCAUCGUGCAGUUCAUUGGGGUUGCCUUUCUGUAAUUUGGCCUUUUGUUUAGUUUGGUAUGUUCAUUAUGUAUGUACCGUAUGAGUAGGCAACUAGGCAAACCUGUGAAGUGGAGAUGCGAUUAAACAGAAUUUCCUGUUCCUGCUUGCUGGUCUAUGUUCAAAGCCAUCUUACACACACACACGUGUUUUGCGAGUGCAUUCAAUACAACAGUACAACUUUAUUAGCCCUUUUUCACUCUGCAUUUUUAUUUUGACACUGUCUUUUAAUUUAUUUUUGGUUUUAUUUAUGUAUUUUCUAAGAGAUAUUGAAUCCUGGAAAUAACAUGUUCUUUUUUAUGAAGAGGUUUCGAGUUAUGUAGAUUUUUUUUUAAUGUAAAACUUCAUUUAUAUACCAAAGGCCACCUCUGCAGUCCUUCAAGUGCAAUGACAAAUGGAACACUCUUAAUUUUAAAUAUGUGAAUUUUAAGGGGGAUUUAAAAAGGGCAGAGGUUGACAGAAUAACAGUAUUUUUUCUGUUAUGUAAAAAGUAUAUUUUGUGUGAUUCUAAUUUAAAGCUCACUUUUAAUAGCAUAUUACUGUGAAGUGCUCCCUCAGUGUUACACUUGAUGUAAAUAAUAAUUAAAAAGGGUUGAAGCUUA
Molecule: messenger RNA, 9211 nt
Organism: Pangasianodon hypophthalmus (striped catfish)
Lineage: Eukaryota; Metazoa; Chordata; Actinopteri; Siluriformes; Pangasiidae
Gene: abl2
Product: c-abl oncogene 2, non-receptor tyrosine kinase
Exons: 11
Coding region: 2749-6099 (1116 amino acids)
Biological process (GO): regulation of apoptotic process; protein phosphorylation
Molecular function (GO): non-membrane spanning protein tyrosine kinase activity; ATP binding; protein binding
Source: RefSeq, a predicted model, not a curated record